GACGAUGGCUCGCUUUAUGAUCCGGAGAAGGAGCCGCAAAUGGCCCCACCUGUUGGCGUGGAGGAGGAUGCUGCCGCGGCUGAGGCAGAGGCAGCGGCAGAAGCGGAAGCCGCAGAGGCGGCCGCUGAGGCGGAAGCUGCAGAGGCGGCUGCAGCGGCGGCCAUGACGGCCGAGGAGGAAGCCGAGGCAGUGGCUGCUGCCAAAGCCGCGGAGGCCGCGGCCUUGCUCGAGGCCGAGCUGGCAGAGGCUGAGCGAGUCUCGGAGGAGAUGGCCCAG
Symbiodinium necroappetens is the source of this 276-nucleotide messenger RNA. The record is from the annotation of a GenBank genome assembly. Lineage: Eukaryota; Dinophyceae; Suessiales; Symbiodiniaceae.